Bipolaris maydis ATCC 48331 is the source of this 996-nucleotide messenger RNA. RefSeq lists its product as uncharacterized. Lineage: Eukaryota; Fungi; Ascomycota; Dothideomycetes; Pleosporales; Pleosporaceae. Gene Ontology annotation, biological process: lipid metabolic process. Gene Ontology annotation, cellular component: membrane. The record is from RefSeq and is a predicted model, not a curated record. Gene Ontology annotation, molecular function: oxidoreductase activity, acting on the CH-CH group of donors.
AUGACACUCCUACACACACUGCUCAGGGCAACAGCCUUCAAGAACCCAUUGCUACGCACACUUGUCCCUACCGUGGCUCUUGCGUACGGCAUCCAAGCCGCCGUUGCAAUCCCCUCCAUCGCCGCGCAAACAGAGCGCUACUACGACCUCAGCGGCAGCCUGACUUACCUUUCCUGCACAGCACUCAGCCUCACAUUACCCUAUCUGCGGGCCCGCGCCGCAGGAACAGCAACAAAUGGCCUUGUCGACUACUUCGGCAACCAAGGUCUCGGACAAGGCACGACGUGGUGGUGGAGACAAGCGUUAUUGAGCGCUGCGGUGGGCCUGUGGGCUACAAGGUUGGGAUCAUACCUCUUCCGACGCAUUUCCAGUGAUGACGGAAAAGACUCGCGCUUCGACAGUAUCCGCUCUUCGCCGCCGAAAUUCCUGGUCGCGUUUUUCGCACAGGCAGCGUGGGUCUCGCUGUGUACGCUUCCCGUUAUCCUGGUCAACUCUGUGCCGCGCUCGGCAUAUGCCUCGUCUCUACUUGGCCAAGCCGUCUCGUCAAAACCGUACCUGACGGAUAUCCUGGGCCUGGCGAUUUUCGUGUUCGGAUUGGGAUUCGAGGUUGUGGCUGAUCGGCAAAAGGAUGCGUGGGUGCAGGCGAAGAAGGCGAAGAAGCACGAAGAGCAGUUUUUGACCCAUGGGCUUUGGGCUGUGUCGAGGCAUCCGAAUUAUUUUGGUGAGGCGACGUUGUGGUCUGGUAUUGCGGUUGCGGCGGCGGGGUUGCUGGUUAGGCAGCCGGCGCAGGCGGCGCUGGGGUUGAGUGGGGGGUUGAGUGGGAAGAUGCUGGUGACGGGCAUGUGUGCGGCGAGUCCGGCUUUUGUGAGUUUCUUGCUGCUGAAGAUUAGUGGGGUGCCGUUGAGUGAGGAGAAGUAUGAUAAGAAGUACGGUGGCGAUGAGGAGUAUCAGCGGUGGAAGAGGGAGACGCCCAUGUUUUUCCCGAAGCUUUGGUAG